UUCAAGGAAUCGUUCGAGGUUAACACUGAGAGGCAUAGAAAGCCUGAUACUGUUUAAAAGCGGUCGCGUCAGUCUAAUGAAUUAGAUAUUUUAUUAUUUUUGCAAAAAAAUAUACGGAAAGAUUGUUGUAAUAAAAUUGUACAAGUAAUGAACAAAUUAAAUUAAAUUCCAAAAUUUCAGAUCAAGAGAAAAUGGACAACGAUCUAAAAUCUGUUAUCGAAAUGGAUCCAAAAACCAUAACUGAGGAAGAAGUGGAGAUUAGUGAAGAACUUGAGAACCGUCAUAAAGAGGUGGGUUGCGAUAAAGUAGUUCUCUUAAUGAGGGAGUUAAGUUUUAGGCAUGAAGAUGAAGAAUAUAUUAAACCGGAGCAUUUUUUCCAAAAAGAACCGUCGACUAGCCAGGGCAUUGGGGUAUCUUCCCCAAAAGCUAAAAAAAACACCAACGAAGAAAAGCCAAAAGAGGUGCACUACUGUCUGUGCUCCAUGCCCACUGAUGAGGAAAUCGCUGCCAUGUCCGAGGACGAAUUUAUGAACUUUCUCCUUGAUGCCGCAGUAUUCUUUCCCGAGGAUAUGCGCUGUAAGCUUUUACCGUACACCUUCGACAAUCUCAAGAGCCUGACCAGUCGCAUCCUGUUAAAGAUGGUUGCCCAGUUGUUGGGGGACUGUGAAGCAGAUAAGAAACUGGCCGUUUUGUGUGGUCUGAAACAUUGCAGGCGCACCACAAAGAUCAGCAAUCAUAUGCACAAUAUAAAUCAGACACGCCAGGAGUCGGAAAGUCAGUCGGUAUUGGAAGACAGUGCAUCGUCGAAUGACAGUAUGGAGGUUAUAAGCCCAUCCGAGGACAGAAUCGAUGUGCCCAUGCCAAAGAAGGCUGCUGAAAACAGUGUCGUGUAUAAUUCACAUACUUGCGCUAAGAUAUGCGCAGUGAAUUGCGCCAAAAUAUUUCUAGAAGCUCUUCAAAAUAAUACAAUAAUACCGUCUAUUCCAAACAUUCCGAAUAUGACGGCUAAAGAUGUCGCCUCGCUAUCGGCCCAGCUUGUCACCAAACUGUCGGCUCCGAAAGCCGCAGACUCCGCCGAAACUGGAGACGAAGAUGAGAAAAUGGUUAAAAUGACUGUUGAGGAUGUGGCUGCAGUCUCAUGCGAUCUACUAUCCCAGCUGGGCAUCAACGUCCCCGGCGAUUCUAUUAAUUUGAUUGAUAUUACUGACGUAGGAGUUAACAGUAUCACCACUCAACUCGUCUCCAAGCUACAGGGUUUAGUUGCCGAAGAUGAUGCCGCGAAUGCAGACACAAUGUCCGUUGGUGGUGCCCCCAAAAGAGCAGGUAUUUUUAAUUUGAGUGGCGCUAGGGCUCCAAACUCUACUAGUGGCGGUGAAAAAUUGAAUGAUGACGGUGGCAGUUGCAAUAUCGAUGACACUUCCGGCAACUCCAACGGAGCAGCUUACAACACUGGAAAAAAGCAAACUCCUCCACAUCCGCUAUUGUCGCGAAAAGAAACAGACAGGUUGACAGCCGCUAUUAUAUCAAGAUUUAUUGACCAAUAUUCUGUUAAACUAAGCGCAAAGCUUAGCUCUAGUGUUAGUGGCAAGUAUUGUGGAACUACCUAUAUUGAAAUAGAGGCUCUAAACAUCUCUGCGGCCAAACAUGCCGACAUAUCGGAUGCCGUGACUGAGGAUGAUACUAUACCGUACCCAUUCGACAUUCACGAUUUUCCCAAUAAGCCAAUGGUUACCGCUAGAAGGGUCGUUCGUUUGUCCAAAAGGCGCUUGGAGCAAAAUGGCCACUUAAACGAGUUAUUAGCUAGAUUGCAAGAGAAGUAUCCGAAGCCAAAGCCGCGCAAAAUCUUUGGCACCUUGAUGGGAAUUAAGCAGGGGCGCAAGCCCCUUAAGCUACAGGAUGUUAGGUUGGUCACCGAGGGUUUUGUGCCCCAUCGCAUAGCGAAGCUAGCCGUGACUAGGGUCACUUACCAGGUCGAGGAUGUCUGCGACUAUAUCUUUGAAGAAUUGGGCUCAUAGAGCGGGCCUCUAAGAAAUUCCAAUAAGUUGAUGGCCAGGCUCGUUGAUUUAACGAAAUAGUAUAUGUUGUA
Molecule: messenger RNA, 2086 nt
Organism: Drosophila bipectinata
Lineage: Eukaryota; Metazoa; Arthropoda; Insecta; Diptera; Drosophilidae
Source: RefSeq, a predicted model, not a curated record